AUGUGCCGAAAAUGAAAUAAAAAGUAGUCUUGUUUGUGUGUCCGCGUUGUUUCACUUUUCUGGAGAGAUUUAUUCUGUCUGUCACGGUCAUCUCCUCUUUCUCCCUCACAACAUCCAAUUCCAUUUCGCUGCGAUUGCUGCAUCUGUUCAAUCUUCCUUUUUUACUUUACCAAAUUCAAAACCAUCUCUUCGAUCCCUUUUCCAAUUUGGAUCGAGGAACAAUGAGAUAAUAUAUUGGAUUAUGCAUUUUCCCCAAAUAAUAGGAAAAGAAUAAUAGAUAAAACAAAAUAUUAGCGGUGUUGAUCGAUUUGCAAAUCUCAGAGUAAAACCUUGUGCUGCGAUUUUUAUUUAUUUUUAUAUAUAUCAGAUGGCGUUUCAGGAAAAGCAAAACAGGUUUAAGAGGCAGCCAGAGAAGAGUGCCUCUGCUUCACAAUAUGGAAGAACUCCAGCUCCCAUCAAAUUCUCUAACGAUACUGAAAGACUUCAGCAUGUUAAUAGCAUACGCAAAGCCCCUGUUGGGGCUCAGAUGAAGCGUGUUAUUGAUCUCCUAUUUGAGACCCGAAAGGCUUUAACGAUAGAGCAAAUAAAUGAAGCAUGUUACGUGGACAUGAGAGCUAAUAAAGAUGUUUUUGAGAGUAUGAGGAAAAACCCAAAAGUAAAAUAUGAUGGGGAAAGAUUCUCUUACAAGUCGAAGCAUGACGUUAGGGACAAAAAUCAGCUGCUUUUCCUGGUACGUAAGUUUCCAGAGGGCAUUGCUGUUGUUGACCUAAAAGAUUCUUACCCAACUGUGAUGGAAGACUUGCAGGCUUUGAAAGCUGCAAGGGAGAUUUGGCUGUUAUCCAACUUUGACUCACAGGAGGACAUUGCCUACCCAAAUGAUCCUAAAGUUCCCAUUAAGGUGGAUGAUGACCUAAAACAGCUUUUUCGGGGGAUUGAAUUGCCUCGUGAUAUGAUUGACAUAGAGAGGGAUCUACAAAAAAAUGGAAUGAAACCUGCUACCAACACUGCAAAGAGGAGGAGUGCAGCGCAAAUGGAAGGCAUUUCAUCCAAGCCUAAACCUAAGAAGAAGAAGAAUGAAAUCACUAAGAGGACCAAGCUGACUAAUGCCCAUCUUCCGGAGCUUUUUCAGAACUUAAAGUAAACAAUUCCUGACUUAAGGAACUCGUGGCAAUUGGUGAAUGAAUUCACAUAGCUCAUUUGUUGACAUAAAGCAUGUGGUUAGAAAGUCUUCAUCGUUCAGAUGGAUAUGGCCUUUUUAUUGUAUUAGCAUACUGCUUCUGGUUUUGGAUGGGUACCCAAUUGGAUGGUAACGGUGGCCAUUGCAAAUUCAGGUCAUUCGUUAUAUCUAGGCUUCUACACGAUUCUAAAGCAAAAUGGGAAGGAUGGCCCGAGUCCAUCUUCAGAUGGUUUUUCUAAACUAAAGACUAAACAAAAAGGGCAGAUGGAGAACCAUGUCAAUGUUAGCAAACACACGAUCAAUUUGCUGAGUCAAAAAUAUUUAUGAGGUUCAUCAUUUGGGGUUUAUUGCUCAAAUAGAAUGUUAUGACCUAUUGCUACUUUUUAUAUACAUAUAAAGAGUCAAAUGCAUAUUGCAUCCCUGAAGUUUGACUCAUUUUCACCUUUUAGUACACAAAAAUGAUCUAUUAUGUAGCAAAAGUGAUACUUUACCAUUUUAUAAGAAAUUUUCGUUUUAAGCA
This is a messenger RNA of Glycine soja, 1697 nucleotides long. RefSeq names its product transcription initiation factor IIE subunit beta-like. The record is from RefSeq and is a predicted model, not a curated record. NCBI's taxonomy places the organism in Eukaryota, Viridiplantae, Streptophyta, Magnoliopsida, Fabales, Fabaceae. The transcript is spliced from 4 exons. Gene Ontology annotation, cellular component: transcription factor TFIIE complex. Gene Ontology annotation, biological process: transcription initiation at RNA polymerase II promoter. Bases 368 to 1141 code for a protein of 257 amino acids.